AUGGCCUAUUGUGGAGAAAGCUACUGCCAAGAAGUCAUCAAAAAUCGACCUGCAGGAACACCUGUUACGAAGAAUAUCAACACGACAAGGGAAGUGUACAUUCGCAUGCUGAAGGAAAAUGUUUUUCCUGCAAUCCGUAAGAAGUGGCCGGGACGAAAAACAGCACUUGUCAAGGUUUGCAGCAAGAUAACGCCGGCCGUCAUGUCGACGAAGAUCACGGAGAAAUAG
This is a messenger RNA of Phytophthora nicotianae INRA-310, 228 nucleotides long. RefSeq lists its product as hypothetical. The coding region runs from base 1 to 228 and encodes 75 amino acids. The transcript is spliced from 2 exons. Lineage: Eukaryota; Oomycota; Peronosporomycetes; Peronosporales; Peronosporaceae. The record is from RefSeq and is a predicted model, not a curated record.